Topomyia yanbarensis is the source of this 10544-nucleotide messenger RNA. RefSeq lists its product as uncharacterized. The record is from RefSeq and is a predicted model, not a curated record. The transcript has 15 exons. Bases 1191 to 9224 code for a protein of 2677 amino acids. Lineage: Eukaryota; Metazoa; Arthropoda; Insecta; Diptera; Culicidae. Gene Ontology annotation, biological process: regulation of transcription by RNA polymerase II.
UGUGAUUUGAUGGGCGAGAAAAGAAAAUGGCCGCCGUCGCGUGUGUGUACAUCAGCACUUUGGUAGCGCUCUUGGCAUAGACGUUUUGUUUUUUCACGUAAUUUUUCACCUUCUAAGCGCGGUUCAUCGACACGAACGUGGCGAAAGAUUUCGGUUUCUGCUGUGAUUUUCCGCGUGUGUUCCGGAGUUCCAGCUGAAGUUUCCGACGGACAAAGUGAAAACGAGAAAAAACAAACUGCUGGACUCCCCAAGAAAAUAGUACUCUCGAUCGUAUCCGGAAUAAUUCGGUGUUGCUGCGAGUUUCCAUCAGUAGUUGUUUUUCCCUGCUGAUUCGGUUCCUCUUCCUUUUGGACGGGUUCGAAGCGCCGAAGAGUGCGCUGCUUAUUUCGCUGUGCCGAGUGAAGUAUCGAGCAGAAAUUCAUAUUUUCCAGUGCUUUGGCCACAUGCGUUCAAUUUAUUUUUCGUUUGAUCCGAGAGAACCAAAUGUGAGUAAAUUAGUUACGGGACGGUAACGGUGGAGUGGAUCCUAAGAAGAAGAAGAACGCAACAACAAUAUCAGCAACAGCAGUAAUCAGAAGAAGAAAGGCGAAUUUCUGUGCCUACUUUACGAUUGGGAGGAUGAAAUGCAGAAGCUGAUUCCGGGCUGUUUUCUUCUUUUUAGUUCAUUUAUGCAGCUCUUGAAACAAUCACACGUUUCACGGAAUGAUGAGCCCUUCAUAUUCGAUCGACGAGGUGAUAGUGUAAUGAUUGUGCAAGUAAAUAUCUGUAAAUAGCUGUGCAUAGUAGCCGAUAAGGAAAAAGUUGCAAAAAAGGGAAAUAUAGUGAAUAUUUCUAAACCUAGUAGCUAUGACAUACAUAUGAAAUAAUCCCCAUGAGUUAUCAUCCGUUGCUGUAAAUACACGAGAAAAUAAGUCAGUCUUGAUGAAGAAAAGAAAAAAAAUCGGCUUGUUCUGGUGAUGAAAAGUGAAGUUUUCUGCAAAUUAAAAAGAAAGCUCAACAGCAGAGAGUAUAUAGCGAAAAAUUGCUGCAGAAAGUGAAAAUGCUGUGAAGAUCCGCUUUGCUAGUGCGUGGUUAAAUUUGGCAGCAAAUCUUGAAGCAUUAAUAGUGAAGUGAUUCUGAGGCAAAGUUAAUCAUUUUAACCAACCAACUGUGUGAACAACUACGGAAAAAUAUGCUGACUUCGGAAUGAGAUGGAAGCGGCUAUUCGUUCAGUGCAGCAGGUUGGGCCACCAGGCCAGAGGGCCGACACUGGCCCUUCGCCGCAGCCUCCUCCAACGAUGUCAUUUCAACAGCGUGUGCCACCAGGAGCUGCGCAAAUUCAUAGAUCUGUUGAUUCGGUGCAAAGUUACAGCAAAGGUGGUCCAUCGCAGUCUCAACCCGCUCCCAGAUCGGCAGCUAGUCCUCUCUCACCACCAAGACCCGGUCCGGGAGCGGGUGCGGCGAGCUAUCCACCAUUCGCCGGGGCACCAGCACGUGAGGCACCGCUCAGAUAUGUGCCAAACAACUCGUACUAUAGGGAAAGUCCAUACACCCGCGUGUCACAGGUACCACAGAUCGCAGAGUACCAUCGACAGGUACCGGUUGUUUCGGUAUCUAGUAGUAUACCUGCACCCAUUAGUAUAGCAAAUUCCAUGGAGCCAGUACAACAACAAUCAACCCGACCCCGAAUAUCCCUGUUACCCCAUAAUCCCGACUACCCGCAAGCACGGGUUCAGCAGUCGUCAGAUAACGGUCCUCCUGCAUUUAAAAAGAUUCGUUUGAACGAAAACAGUCAGCCUGCGCAAUCCCUCCUGAAUGUUGAUACACGUGAUCCACCGGCGUCGUCCGGUGCGUAUCAUCCUCAGGUGGAGGCGAUCUCACCAACGCUGCCAAGUGAUCCGACUGAGGAGCUCCGUGCUACUAAGGAUGAUUUGCUACAGCAGAUUGCUAAGGUGGACAUGGAGAUCGAUAAAGCGGAGAAAACGAUCGCUAUGCUGAAAAAGAAGCAGGAAACGCUCGAAGAGGCUUCAGCAAAACCAGCCGUCGAGGAAUGUGCAGCCGAAGCGCAGCCUAAGCACCGUAAUUUAGCGCAGCAGAUCUAUGCUGAUAAUCGAAAGCGAGCGUCGACAGCUCAUGCUGUACUGAGCGCACUUGGUACUGCCAUCGAUCUGCCCCUGUACAAUCAGCCGUCCGAUGCGGAAAUUUGUCGCGAAAUACAGGAACGCCACAAGACGUUUAAACAGCAUCUACUACUGCAUUUCAAAAGGUUAAAAUCCGAACGGGCAGCGAAACAGUUCGAAUUGACUGAACGAUAUGCGCAGUUAUCGCAAGACUGGUCCAAACGUGUGGAUAAGAUGGAAGCAAGUGCGAAACGGAAGGCGAAGGAUGCGAAAAACCGGGAGUUUUUCGAGAAGGUGUUUCCCGAGCUUCGAAAGCAGAGGGAGGAUAAAGAGCGAUUUAAUCGUGUAGGUUCUAGGAUUAAAUCCGAAGCCGACCUUGAAGAGAUCAUGGAUGGUCUUCAAGAGCAGGCGAUGGAGGAUAAAAAAAUGCGUUCAUAUGCUGUGAUUCCACCUUUAAUGUUAGACUCCAGACAAAGAAGGCUAGUGUUUAAUAAUGAAAAUGGAGCGCUAAUAGAUAUGGAAACAGAAUUCAAGGAACGGUUAAAUUUAAAUGUGUGGACUGUAGGAGAGAAAGAAAUAUUUCGGGAAAAGUUUUUGCAACAUCCGAAAAAUUUCGGCAUGAUUGCAGCCAGCUUGGAUCGGAAAAGUGCGCAGGACUGUGUGCGAUAUUACUACCUCAGUAAAAAGGCGGAAAACUAUAAGCAGUUGUUACGAAAGUCUAGGCAGCGGACGCGAAGUUCGAGAAAUAUACAGAAAUCCAAUCAAAAUCAGACACAGUGCAUAGUAGAUGCAUUAACAACUGGUGUUACAACAAGACUACAACGUGAACAACAACAAAAGACUGUAGGCCGUGAUCGUGCCGCGAAUUCAACAAAUAGUUCAAUAGGAAAUAGUUCGGCAUCUAAUGUCACAACAAAUUCAUCUUCAAAUAACACUAAUAACAAUAAUAGUAACAGUAAUAGUUGUAGCAGUAGUGCAAGUAGUAUUAGCGCGAGUACGUCUAUACCUAGUACAGCACCGGCAUCUACGACAGCUACGACAGGUUCCGCAACUGCUGCGCCUGUAUCCAGUAUGGUAUCUUCGGCAUCUCCUCCGCCGGGAAUCGUUUCAACAUCUGUAACGAGUACGUCAAUAACUACGACUAGUAUGAGUUGCAGUACUAGUACCGUAAACAGUAGUAGUAGUAGUACCAGCAGCAGCAGUAGUAGCGCUAAUGGAAAUAGUAGUACACCUAAUGCUAACUCUACACUCCAUGGAAGUGAGACUGCCGAAGAAGCUGUCAAAGAUGAGACUUGCAACGAUAAACAAACAGCUGGUUCUGAAUCACCUGCAACGUCUCUACCUGCUGCUACAACGUCAGCGACGGACAGCACUAUUACUGUAACAACUACUACAUCUACGACUGCCACUGUUUCCACAAAUUCACCGCUCACAACCGCAAGUUCGUCGCGAAGUGCAACACCUUCCUCCGCGAUAUCUUUAUCGGUCACUUCAUCGUCACCGGUUCCAUCUGCACCAAGUAUAUCUACGGUGUCGUCGAGCAUAGCAACAGCACCGUCGACACUGUCGAAUAUAUCAUCAAAUGCCGCACCAUCAUCCGUUUCAUCGAGUAUCAUCAGCAGUAGCAGUACCUUGUCCACGGGUGUCAGCGUAUCCGCGUCUAGCAGCAACAGUAACGGCAGCAGUGUCAGCAGCUGCAUCAACAACAGCGGCAAUUCAUCGGGAGUGACUACUGUGGAGACGUCUUUUGUACCUAACCUUAGCUCUAGUAUCUCUACUGUUCCGCUGAACGGCGUGAAAACGGAUGUACUGAACUCAACCACAACUACCGUAACCACGACGGCAAUGCCGUUGAACAACAGCUACUGUACUAAUAAUAACAUCAAUGCCAGUGUAAAUAGUGUAAAUUCAUCUAUGACUAGCUCCGUUGCUGGCAGCGGUGGUAACGCUUUGACCCAUAGCGGAUCGGUACCAGUUACGCUUACGGCAGCAGCACCAGGCAAAAUAAACAUGUCCUCUGCGAUGCCUCCUAGCUUACAGCCGCAAAUGCAUUUACAGUCAUUGCAGCAGCAUCCGAACGCUGUGAUGUUCAACAGCACAAGCACACCGAAAAAUCCUUCUGCCACAUCUUCAAUGGACAUCAUCAUCAAGGACAUCACGCUGGGGUCCGUGGUGGCUAGUGUAGUGAACAGCAAGCUCGGCGUAAAGGACAAUCUGCUCAAAGAUGAGCUGGAGCCAAGUGAGUCUAAAAAGAGGCGGAUAGAACUGGAUGGAGUCAAAGAUGACAGUGCCACGGUUGAUUGCAAAGACAAGGGCAACUCGUUGCACUCGUGCUUCGUAUGCAAGACAGAGAUGUGUCCUCGCACACGACCGCUGGAACGUGGUCGGGGGGCACAGUACGGCAUACCGGAAGAGGCGAUACCGCCGGGGGCGCGUGUUUGUAAUACGUGCCAGUGCAAGUCGGUGAAAUCGAGGUACGACUCGCAAUACUAUUCACCUACCGCUACACCGCAGGGUUUAAUACUGAACGAUCAAUCCGUCCAUUCUAGAUACACGCACUGUCCCUUACCGACGUGUCCCAAUCCGAAAGAUAGGGUGAAACGAUUCCGAAACCUACCGCCGCGUCUUUUCGAACUUUCUCCGGAGAUUCGUGAUCCGAUUAUCCAAGAGCUACAGAUUCCAGGGAAUGUGACUAAAUGCUGUUCGGCUUGUUUGACUCGUAUCCGUCGAAAAAUGGGUCCACAUUUGCUAGGAACAAACCUCAGCGACGAGGAAGUCGCACGAAUGAAGAAACUGUUGCAAGACAUUGGCCCCAAAUGGAAUCAACUUGCAGAGUCCUUGAAUAAGACUCCAGUAGCAUUGAAAAGCUUCUAUUUUCACUACAAAAAGAAAUGCGGUUUCGAUCUGGCUGUCACAGAAUAUUACAAGCAACACCCAGGUGAAGAUCGACGCCCCGCGAUGACCGAUGGUGACGAGUCCGAUAUGAGUACCUCGUCUUCUGAAGAUCGAGAUGGAAGUAGUGAUACUACUGCAUCUGCAGAAAGCCCGAACAACUCAGUUCCACUAAAUGCAACGAAAGAGGAAAUUACUAGUGUUCCUGAAACGUUAGCACCGCCUCCAUUGACUAAGAAUUUCGAAGAUGAUCGGUUACUUCCCCCAGGACAGCCACCUCGAAAGCAAAGACUAACAGAAGAAUACGAUAGUUCAGCAACCGAAACGGCAGAUGAAGAGAAUGAGACCUCUCCAGCGAAUCGCCAGAGUCCCAAGGUUCAUUAUCCUCCGUUGGGCGGUGCCAAUCCAGUCAUUUCCGUGCACCAUACUUCAAUGCAGAACGGUCCUCGUGGCAAUGAUGUCAGCUCACCGCAGAAUGUGCGAGAUGUUGUGCUGAAUGUGAUAGAACGAUCUCUCAAAUCCAAUAUGAUGCCAAGUUCGGGGAAGCCACCGCCUAUGAAAUCCAUAAACGAUCUAUCAUUUGCCUCGCGAGAUUACCGAGAUUUGACCAAGGGUCCUCCGAUGCAACGACCGCCAUCAGAAGGAAUGGCUACGUUAUCAGUAGUGAAUUCGCAUGGUCAUGUUCAGUCGCAAAUUAUGUCUCACCAUUCUCAUCCGAUAAGCUCCCAGAUCCAAGCUACAAUUACUCCCGUUCCUCAACAACCGACACAGUCCAUGGCACCAACGCAGCAAAUUCCCCCUCCAUUGCAGCAGCAGCAGCAGCAGCAACAACAACAGCCACAAUCGCAAUCACAGGCUGGACAUUUAUCCCAACAACCUCCGCAGCAAUCGAUUAGUUCUAGUGGUCACGAUAAAGACAUCUCUGUGGUUUAUCUUCGCGAGGAACCUCAGACACUUGAUCUCAGCAUCAAGAAGCAUCAGAGAGAUAAUUUCCCUCCUCCUGCGCACAACAGCAAGAUGCCGAGUGUAUCCUCUCAGCAAGGUCAACCUCCUCCGCAUUCUUCCAGUGGUAGCACGGUAACUGUGUAUCGCACGGAAAACUUUCCUCCGCCAAGUCAUCAACAGCAACCACAAAACAUUCCAACGCAUGGAGGGCCCUAUGGAUUGGGCUACCACAGCGAUUCGAUGGGGCGUCCGACAAAAUCACCGUCGGGAUAUAUCACAACCGUACCAGGAGGGCCACCGAUUUCUCUAAGUCAAGGCCCUCUAAAUCAGUCAUCUUCGGUCAUCGGUCGUGGUCAGAUGUCUCAACAAACAAUCUCUUUAACACCACCACCUAACAAGAAGCAAAAUGUUCCCAAACUAAGCCCCAAAAUGCAACAUCAAGUGCAAUCGACCAUGCAGCAACCACCGCCACAGUCACUCGGACCCAAGGGCUCGAUUACCCAUGGUACACCGGUGAACGCUGCUGGUCAACAAAUUAUUGUGCAAGGUCAAACGACACUAAGUCCACGGUACGACAAUAUGCUACGGCAAACGCCACCGUCAUCGAACGAUAAGCAUGGCUCCAUUACUCAAGGAACACCGGUCCAUGUAUCUGCUCAUGCACUGCCAGAUAAACGCGCAGCCUACGAGUACAAAUCUUACAACAAUCGACAAAGUCCGGCGCAGGUAUCUCAGGCGCCAACACAAGGCAGCCCUCAGGCACCACAGUUUACGUACACCAGAACAGCGCCUGCAUUUACCCUAGAACCGCAACAGCUAAGUUCGCGGCAAAUCAUAAUGAACGAUUACAUAACGUCGCAGCAGAUGCACGGUCAGUCGCAAGGACGCAACCCGACCAACUCCGGAAACCGCCCGGAAAAAGAAUCUCCUUCCCCUCGAAGCGUUCCGAAUAUGGCAAGCUCCCAGGCCGCACUGCUGUAUGCCGUUGCCGAGCGAGAACGAAACUCCAGGCCAGAAUAUCUGAGCCGAGCAUCUCCUGCCGAUCAUGUCAACAGGGUGUCGCCUGUUUUCAGCACUCCUAGCCCACACCGGACACCGCCUCCGCCACAGCGUCAAGGGGUAAUCCAACGACAUAAUACCGUCGGUAAUAGUGGAAACGCCAGUGGAGGAGCAGGAUCGAAACCACCGAGUCCGGCACCGAAUCGGUUACACCUGGUACCGCCACCACAUCAUUACAUGCAAGGUCACGAUGCAUUUGCAUCGCUGGUUGAUCUAGCAGUUCAACAGCAACCGAUGACUGUUCCGCACAAGGACGACAAACGGCAAUCGAUUAUUGAACAACAGGCACCUCCACCUCCACCCACGCAUCACGACAUGAGAUAUCAUCAAGCAACGAUGAUUCAGAUCCAUCAUCAACAGCAGCAACAGCAGCAGCAACAACAACAACAACAACAGCAACAAGCAGCUGCCGCAGCAGCUCAACAUCAGCAGCAACAGCAACAUGCGGCUGCUGCUGCUGUGGCAGCACAGCAACAACAUGCAGCAGCGGCGGCAGUGGUUGCAGCGCAACAACAACACGCUGCUGCUGCUGCAGCGCAGCAUCAGCAUCAGCAGCAGCAACAGCAUAUUCAGAGACAACAGCAGAUGGAGCUUCAGCGUCGUCAACAAUCGCAACUUCAUCAAUCGUUGCAGCACCCGUCGGUUGUGGCCUAUCGGGAGCAGCAGAUAGAACGUGAGAUGAAUUAUCGUGAGAGGCUCGAGCGAGAACGCACCAUAGUCGAGAGAGAACGGGAGAGGCAUAUUGAACGAGAUCGGGAAAGGGAACGUGAAAGGGAGCGUGAACGCGAGCGGGAACGUGAACGAGAACAGCGGGAUCAGCGCGAUAGACAGCAACGGGAGCGGUUGGCUCACCAGGAGGAAGAGGAACGCCGUAGAAAACACUAUGAUAUGAUCAGUGAACGGAUAGAGCGGCCUUUGGAAACACUUGGAAUGCGCCAAUCUUCGGACGGCUCGUUGACUGCAGCUAACCUGAUCGAUGCGAUCAUCACCCAUCAAAUUAAUCAGACAGCUUCAGAACCACCAAUGCCGCCUAACCGUGAUAUGCACCGAACUCAAUACUUCCCAUCCCGGGAUCAUCGCCCAUCUCCGAUCAGUGAAAACAAUGGAAAAUCUCACUCACCAAAUGUGAUAAACAUCGACGUCGAUUCCGAGCCUAUCCGGACAAAAAAUAUCACGAUUGGGGAGCUAGCGGAAAGUAUCAUUGCCAAGGAUUAUUCUCCGAAUCCGAACCCGUUUCUGCAGAUGCGUCCUUCGAUGAUACCUACGUCACUCGAUCCGUCUAUGAUGACUGCCUCGGAUGCGUGGAAGUAUCGUCGGCUACCACCAGGAAAGGAGGAUCAUUCACCACAUGGUCAGCCUCCUCCCUCGCAGCAGCAACAGCAGCAGCAGCAGGUGCAAAUGCAAGUGCAACAGUUACAACAAGGCCCUCCCGGCCAUCCGUAUAUGCACCCCCAACAGCAGUCUUCUAAUAAAGGUCCCGGCAGAUCGACACCCGAUGACCGUCACAUUAUUCGGAUGGCACAGUCGCCGGGUCCCAGGAAUAAAUUCCAUGAAACCGUCUCGCCUGACACACACUUUUUCCAUCCCGGUCCUCCAAUAAGUCGUGGACCGCGAGAUUUUGCCCUGGACUGUUAUGUCAAGAAUCGAAUUGUGGAAGCAAUGCGAACGGAAGACGACAAGCGUGGUGAUGACGGAAGAGAUCUACAAUCUCCAAGAAAUCCCUCGCCGGCACAACACGGGCCCCCGCCGGCGCAUCACAAUAAAGAUCAUGACCGUAGCACGACUCCGGCCGAUAUGAUUAUCGAUGAAGAAACUGGUCGCCCAACAUCCGGUAAUAAUCCUCAUCGACCAUCCCUUCAACAAUUACCACCGCAUUCACAACCACAAGGAUUAAUGCACAAUUCCCUCCACUCGUCUCCUUACAUGGGUAGUCAACAAGGUCCACCGCCCACCUCUUUCGCACCUCCAACCUACUAUCCAUACAGCGCGCUAACUGUUUCCGGCGGCCCUGUUGUAGGUGGUCUUGGCCCUUCAGGUCCUCCACCAAAAACAACUCUGAUUGUACCAACGCUUGGCGGUGCGGGUGUUGGUAGCGGUGGCAUGAUGUCUCAAUCCAAUAGUGGAGGCAUGGGUGGAAUGAACGACGACCGACAGUCUUCAUCAUUGGCGACAAUUGAACCGAAGCCACUGCUGUCCGCUCAGUAUGAAGCGCUUAGUGAUGAGGACUAGAGAACAACAAGGAGCAUAAAUAUACAAACACAACAAGACACAAGAUGCAUUCAGUAUGGAAUCUAUCUCAUGCUAAACAUGUAAUUUAUUAUAAAUAUUAAUUAUAACACAGAAAAGUAUGAUAAUAAAUACUAAAAUAUGAAGAAUAAUUAUCUACGCAAAGAUAAAAUGUAUUCAAACAAAUGAAAAAGCUAGAACACUUUAAAAAUGAUAAAAUGCAGAAACAGCUAGAGAUAUACAACGAGAAUUAUUAUUAAACAAAAUAAAAUCAGAGGAAGAAAACAACUUUAUCGACUACAGCAUGAAGCAUAAAAUCUAUCCUGUAAAAUCUUCAGCAGAAUAAUCUUAUUCCGCAGUCGAUGAAAAUGAAACAGAGUUUAAUGCGCUUAACCCUUCAAAGAAAUAUCCUCGGCUAGAGUAAAAGUACACACACACAUACAUGCGUUAAUGGCUACAUUUUGGUUGAGAGCUAAAAGUAGGUGUCGGUCUCUGAUCGAGAGAAAGAGAAACAUAUAAAACGAUAUAUACGGUGUCUUUGUUGUGUGUGUAGCAAACAGAAAAGUAAACUUCACAAGUAAUAUUCGAGAAUGUUUUAAUGUGUUUAAUGAACAAACCAAAAUGUAAACGUCGAGAGUUACAGACAGCAGAGAGAUAGAAAGCUUAAUCGUAGAGGAGAAAGAGAAGGAGUUAAAAUGUACGAGCUUGUUUGAAAAGCUAUAGAGAAACAAAUAAAUCUAAUAAAAACCAAGAUUAGUUCGUCUAAUUCUACUAAUCCAGGAAAAUUACCAACCAAGCAGAAGUAAACAACGCCUAAGGCUGUCUAGAUUUUCCACCAGAAGGCUUUUGUUUCAUGUUUAAAUUUUUGCGUUAGUGGUUUGGUUCUGCUGACGUAGUAGAAGGUAUGUAAAGUUACGCAAACACUCUGUAGUUCGAGUAAACGUGUAGAAAAGUUUAAGAUCAGUGCAGAUGGAUGCGUAAUUACAACAAAACAAAAUGUAUAUGAGCCGUUAAUAAGUCUAAACUGCUGAGAUUACCGCGCUGUACAACAAUACACAGAAGAAAUACGCAUAGUACAUCAAGAAGAAAAACAAGUUAUAAGAGAGAAAAUGAGAAAAAAAUGUGGUAAUAUUGAUUUAUGUUCUCUAUAAAGAAAAUGCAUGUAAUUAUAUUAUUGUCAAGUUUAUUAAUGAUAGUUCUCAAUUUUUAAGUUACAACUUAAAAGAAGAAAGAAAGAAAAACUAAUGAUUGAUUGAUUGCUGAAAAUAUAAAUUUAGUUAGGUAGACAGAAAAAAAUUAGGGCGUCUUAUGGCAUAAGAGAGA